GAAAGGAUGACUGCAGGAGCACAGCGCAGUAGCAGAACACAGUUAACUUCGAUACAACCGUACCUCCACCAUGCGUCUGCUACAUCUCCUAGCCAUUGUUAUGGUGGCUCUCCUGGCUGCCGUGCCGUCCCAGGCGGGCCGGCAUCAGCGUCCCUACUUGCCGAGGCCGAGGCCCAUCUACAGGCCUGGCAAGUAAAUGCUGACAUAACAUUCUCGGACGAUGGCCAGUGAUAUCCAGAAGACCAUCAAAAUAAUCCAAUGUCUGUGUCCAACACCAUUAUAAAGUCGACCACCACCAAGAAGUAGACCACCACUAAAAAGUCGACCACCACCAAGAAGUAGACCACCACUAAAAUGUCGACCACCACCAAGAAGUAGACCACCACUAAAAAGUCGACCACCACCAAGAAGUAGACCACCACUAAAAAGUCGACCACCACCAAGAAGUCGACUACCAACAUCCAGACAUUUACUACUAUAUAAAAAGAUGAAGGUCCGAGAGUUUAACUUCACGUGUAUAUCUACUGACUCCCGUUGAUGACUUCUGUUAGCUGGCCCCAGUUAACUUGCUCCCAUUUAUUGGCAUCAGUUGACUGGGUCCUGUUGACUGACUACCUAUGAUCUUCCUCCGUUGAUUGAAAUAUAGUGAUUAUCCCUGUUAUCUGAAUUCAUAAUUCGGCUUCUGCUUUAUGUUAACUUUAACUCUUAAUGAAAUGUUUGUUCCGUAAUCCCUGUGUACACACGCGCUCGCGCGCGUGUGUAAGUAUACCUGUGUGUGUGUUCCUUUCAUGUACUUUGUUGUCUUCCUUCUGUGAGUAAAGAGCAUCAAUAUAUUACAGAGUUAUUUAUAUCCCGUGUCGCCCAAAAUUCUAUGUAUAACACAGUUGUUUGUUACUGAACAAACAGAUCCAUAACCUCACUCAGUGAUCGAGGUUAUGGAACUGAACACUCACCAAGGUUAAGGGACUUUGUAUACCAUUAAUGAAAUAUUAGGCAGAUCUGAGUCACACUUGCUCAUGAACCUUUCUAACAUAUUUUUAAAGCUACCUGAAAUUCUAGCUUUAAUGAUGCCACUUAGGAGUUCAUUUCACUCAUCUAUAACUAUUAAUGUCAAACUAGUGCUUUCCUAUAUCCUUUCUAAUUAUAAAUUUGUAAAAUUUUAAGCCACAGCUGCGAGUCCUGUCUUGGUUAGAAAUUCUCAACACGUUAUAGAUAUAAUUAAUUUCAGUUUUCCAUUUGAAGUGAAGUGAACAAACUUAAACCUCGUAUUAUUUAGCGUUAAUGAAGUACAUUAAUUUAUUUCGUAGUUAUUACAACAGUGAACAUGACAAACUAUAACUGAUUUAUUAAGUAAGAUCUCCAGCUACGACUAAAAACAAGAACGACACAAACACUAAAAUAAUAAGUCUUAUCUAUAAUAUUUUCUUUGAAAAAAUUAUUUUAAGUGAGACACAUGUAUAACAGUUAGGCAUCUUUAUUCCGGAAUGUUUCGUCUACACAGUAGACUUCUUCAGUAGCGUACAGAGAAGGCAGCAGAAACAUUAGAGAUAUAAAAACGAUGUAAUCAGUCCAUCACCCUUAAAGGUGGUCAGUCGAUCAGCUGAGGGACUGACCACCUCAAAGGGUGAUCACCUCAAGGGUGAUGGACUGAUUAUAUCGUCGCUACAUCUCUAUUUCUGCUGCCUCCUCUGUACUCCGCUGAAGAAACCUAUUGUUUAGACAGAACGUUUCGGAAUAAAGAUACCUAACUGUUACACAGGUGUGUUGCUUAUCAACUUAUCGGUAUUAUAGUAAGAAGGUCAGUGACUGUUGACAGUCUGGGGUAAAGUGGCACGAAAAGUGCUUCAAGGAAUUAUUAUAUUCAUGGGAAAGUCCUAAACUCAUAAGGGUCAUACAGCGUCUGGGGAGUGGAAGGUAAUCUAGUUUGAUCAAAGGAAUUGGUGGGUAGCUCCAUUUCCUUAGAUCAAGAGCCCUUGAGCAUGAAGGCCUCACACUGAAGGGUUUUGAAGAGAUUUUCAUAAAACAUUCAUAUUAAAAAAAAUAAAACGUACUGUACUAUACACAUUUAUAUAAUAUUACAAAGGUUGUAGCAAGAAAUUUCUGAACCUAAGAAAUGCUUGUUUUAAAAUAGGUCAAGUUCCUUUUUACAUUGUAAUAUUGCGCAUCCCCCCUCCCCCUCCCUCCCCAUUAAUAAUGAAAAUGGUUCCCAAAUGAGCCACACAACGAUGACAACCAAAUACGUAUAAGUGUUUUACGAACAUACUUUUUUUUUUCAAGUCAAAUUAAGAUAUCGAUGUGAAAAAGAAAUUAUUGAGUGACCGUCUGCCGGGGAUGAUCAGCAUUAUAAUAAUGAUAGUAUCUGGUCACAAGGCGAAUCUUGGAAAUAUGUCAACAAAGCGUCCUUUAGAAUCACCCUGACAAUCCCACAUUUAAAUGUUCUCUACAGUAUUGUGGACAAAUAUAUAUCAUAUAUAGUGGAACAGAAAUGAUUACACCACCAUAAGUUUCCUGUAAAACCUUUUGGUUGAGAUAGGUGUCUCCCAGUGCUGGAAGAACAUCAUCUCAACGAAGGACAAUAUGCAUCAGAAUCUCUAAAAGUAGCAAGUCACAUGUGUAACUGUUUUAUGUAAGACCAUCUUACUCUGGUUAUACAUUCUGCUUAAAUAUUCAUCCAUAUUAUCCUAGAACACGUUACAAUCCACCAAAAGUAAAAUAUAUCUCAUUGAUUUCUGUUUAUUUGACUUCUCCGUGUUUCUAGACUUUCCAUUAUCUGAAGGCUGCUUCUGUAGCUUGAAGCAGUCUGAAAUUAUAUGACAUAGAUUAUGACAACACUUGCAUUUCAAAGGCUCAGAUAUUUUACCUUUGAAAUUAGUUACCUGUGACUGUUGUUUGUAGUCAUGUUGAUGUUCAUUACCUACAAUAUCACUCCUGAAAUCACCUGGAAAGAUUUUCCUCCGAGACUCUUGUCCCCAGAGUAUUGUCGUGAGGAGAAAAUAGAAGUAUUGACUCUGAAAUUUGUUCAGUCACUUCAAAUAAUAAUAAUAGUAGUAAUAUCUUUAUUUCUACAAGUACAUGUACAAGGUAUACAGGCCUAGCUGACAUCAAUGACAUACUACUAUAUAAAAAGCCGCUUGUUAUGCAGAGAAUUUCGGACAAAUUAGGUCACUUUUUGUCCCAGGAUACGACCCACACCAGUCGACUAACACCCAGGUACCCAUUUUAUACUGAUAGAUAAACAUGGACAGUAGGUGUCUUAAGGAAACACGUCCUAAUGUUUUCCAGCCGUACCGGGGAUUCGAUCUCCAGACCUCAGUGUGUGAGCUGAAUGCGCUAGUGAUCGAGCUACGGGACUACCUACGUAUGUACCAAUUUAACUGUUUCAACCACAGACUCAAGUACAUGAUUAUAAAAACGUGACCAUCUAAAAUGUUGACUGGUAGCACUAACAGCAGGAGAUCACUAAAGACAGUAACUCCCUCUGAUUAAUACCAUUUACUAAAUACUUUAGAUAACUCAUGAAAAAAAGCCAUAUUCGACUGCCCAGGCUGACUUAUUUAAUUUAAGCUCACCUUUAUACUUGGCUGGAAUACACUGAUAAUCAUUCGUCUCUCAACCUGCGGGCUGAGAGGACGCUUUCUGAGCCUGCUCCUGCUUACACCUGGUGGCGAACCGUGUACUACAGUACGCAAGAUGGCGGAUCGUCAGGGUAGAAGAGUAAACACGGUCUGUGUUGAAUUCAUUCGUGGCUCUCUCAGUGGUGCAACGAUGCAUGUCUUGUUGCCUACCAUUAUUCGCGACGUCUACGGCAUCCCCACUGAGGAAUUAUAUGGUGUGGCUCUCAAUGGGAUGUCGAGGUUUUUUGUAAAAUUCGCAAAUGCCGGCUUUUACUCCAAGAUUGUGGAAGCUUUUCAAGAGAGGAAAAUGGAGGUGAAUUCAGCCGUAGAGGUAUGCCUGCAUGACGUCUCCACAUACGUCACCUGGGUCAAAGUAAGGAACGUGCCUUUCGAGGCGGAGUAUGUUAUUCGGAAAGUUUUUGGUAAAUACGGCAUGGUACAUGCAGCGACCAAGGGAGUGUGGAGGGAGGGCCCAUACGAGGGGCUCCCGGAAGGCUCCUGCACCCUCAAGAUGAUAUUAAAACAGCCGAUUCCAUCUUACGUUCAUCUAGAACACUACAGGACCCAAGUUUUUGUUCACUAUGCAGGCCAACGUAAGACAUGCAGGUUAUGCAACUCGUAUGACCAUAUGGCUGCUCAGUGCUCCAGACGCCUGGUUGUACGCAUCCGGGAACCUUCUCCUGUGGUCCUACGAACCGAGGCCUUUGAUCUGGAGACUGGUCCCUCGCCUGAACAAGGACCUAAGCUUUGGAGUGAGGAAGUACAACAAGAGGAGACACGGUCUAUGGCGUGUGCCACCCUGUCGGUGGACACUACAAACGUGCCCACACCACCUGUGGGGCCUACAGAGCCUGUGGAGUUGUCACAGGAAAGUUUGCUGGAGAACGUGCUAAACGAUCUCCUGGAUGGGGCAGAGCAUAGCCCAGACGUUCCACCGGAGUGUCAAGAAGUGGUGAAGGAUGAUUCGCAAAAUAUGGGAGACACGGUUGCAUGAGGUGGUUGUGGAAGUCCACCAGGAGGCUUCGUGUGGUGAGGAGAUGUGUGUGGAAGGUGGUUCCCGCAAACGGACGGCAGGAGUGUCGGAUAUGGACGAGGUCCUGACACCGGGACAGCGUCCAGGGAAGAAAUUAUGGUCGAAAGUGGCUGAGGCGCCUCUUGCAGACGGGGUUGUGGCAAGCGCCCAGCAUAUAGGUAGGGCACGGGGAAGUGAGGGGGGCCUUGGGAGGUCAAAGAUCAAAGGUCAGUGUAAUGUACGUGUGGGAACGGGAAAGACCCACAAACAUAGAGGAAAACCUCCUUUUGUGAAUUCAAGUGUGUUACCAUCAAUGUAAUUGGCCUGCGGGCAGAGUUUAAGUGUGUGUGGAUGGAGUGGUUCUUGCGCAGGUACGCUGUGGACGUAUGUUUCAUACAAGAACACAAUUAUAAGUUUGGGCGAGAGUUACGGUUAAAAGGCUACCGAAUGUAUGUUAGCAGUUCUUUAAAAUUAAAGGGUGGGGUAGCUACAGCGGUGAAGGAGUCCAGCCCUUGGUGUGUCUUGAGAUGGGAGGAGGGGGGAGGUGGGA
Messenger RNA from Cherax quadricarinatus, 5176 nucleotides. The record is from RefSeq and is a predicted model, not a curated record. NCBI's taxonomy places the organism in Eukaryota, Metazoa, Arthropoda, Malacostraca, Decapoda, Parastacidae.